GAAGAAAAGACAAGAAAACAAAAGAAGAAGAAAAAGACAAGAAAAUGAAAGGGGAAGAAAAAGACAAAAAAACGAAAGGGGAAGAAAAAGACAAAAAAAUGAAAGGGGAAGAAAAAGUCAAAAACCAAAGAGAACGAAGAAAAAGACAAAAACCGAAGAAAAUGAAGAAAAAGACAAGAACCGAAAAGAACAAAGAAAAAAACAAGAACCAAAGGGAACGAAGAAAAAAAACCAAAGGAAAUAAGAAAAAGAACUGA
Messenger RNA from Racocetra persica, 257 nucleotides. The record is from the annotation of a GenBank genome assembly. Lineage: Eukaryota; Fungi; Glomeromycota; Glomeromycetes; Diversisporales; Gigasporaceae.